UACAAUUUGUAAAAUUUAAUUAUAAAUAAAAGAGAACAUAACCACAAAGUGGGAUCAAAGGUCGCCAUAUCUAACCUAAGAAGAAUGAAGUGAUAAUUUUUUCUGUGAUUAAAAUAACUUUUACCCAAAAUAAUUUAGCAAAAUGCCGCUCUCACAACGUGAUAUUAUAAGAGUUUGUGAAAUUUUAGCCGAACAAGAACAAUUGGAGUGUACUGUGAGACAUUCGCUUGUUGGGGCUUGUUACGCAUUUGGAGGGGCUCUUCUGGGAGGAAUAUUAGGGGGCCCUGUAGGUCUAGGAGUUGGUAGUGCUGCAGGUGGAGCGUUAGCUGCUUACAAAGGUCAUGGGAAAUUUAAGUCAGCAGUCUAUGUAAUUAUGUACGAAAUGACCGAAAGAGAUAGACAAAGACUUGCUGAUGCUAUGGGUGAAGUAAUUAGAAAUAUUGAUGCCUCAGAUGUUAUUACUGUGAUUACAUUGCUCAAUACUAACGCAGUUCUUAGAAAUAGUGCUAUUGAAGUUUUAAAAAGAUUUUUAACCAAUGAUGUGGGUGUUAAAUUUGUCCAGUAAAAGAAGUCGGUCAUAUCGUUAUUUAUUUUGUGUCAAUUAUUUGCAAUCUUAAAUAUAUUUUUACUAAUUUUGUG
This is a messenger RNA of Tribolium madens (black flour beetle), 639 nucleotides long. RefSeq names its product protein C19orf12 homolog. The transcript has 2 exons. The record is from RefSeq and is a predicted model, not a curated record. NCBI's taxonomy places the organism in Eukaryota, Metazoa, Arthropoda, Insecta, Coleoptera, Tenebrionidae. The coding region runs from base 143 to 565 and encodes 140 amino acids.